AGUAGUCACACAGUUGUUUCAUUAUUACAGUUGAAGGCAAGGCAGCUGUUAUGGGUUGAGUUUUUGAUGCAUGUUUUGUGGCUGCUCUUGUGUUUUCUUUCUGUUCUCCUGUCCUUCCAUGAGCUGCAGGGCUGGCGUGGGGCAGAGGCGGGGCUGACCUACUUUUCCACCACGGGCUGCGAGGCACACCUGGUUUCCAUUUACCUCAUCUACCUCACUAUAAAGCUGGCUCUGACUUCACUUCGGUGCCAGAUAAUUCUGUCUCGUUCGUUUGGUGCCUCGCCGCCUUUUGUUCUCCAGAGCUCUCGCCUCCUGCCACCACCAGGCAGCUCACUCUCCGUGCAGCCGUUUUUGUGUUUUUGCUGCUGCUUUUGUAAUAAAUUAUUGUAAAUUUUACUCCGCCUGUCUCCUGCUACUUGGGUUCCUUUGGGGUUCUCGCCAGUCCUUAACAGAAUUAUCUGGCCUAAAGGGACCCAGCAGAGACAGAGCGUUUGAGACAGGCACUCGCUAAUCAUGGUUGGCAACCACGACGCCAUGUUGAAGCAGAUUUUGGAACACAUGCACCAGUUAAUGAACAGUCGCGGACAAUUCUGUCGCGGACCGUAAUAUUUGUUCAGAUUAUGCCUGUUUUUCUGAUGAAAUGAAGAAAGUUUUUGAUCAUGUCAAAGGGAGAGAAGCUACGGAUAAAUUAUUAGAUUUACGACAGGGCAGCCAGUCUGGCGGUUUCUUUCCGCAUUCUUGCGGUAGAAAGCGGUUGGAACAACUCAGCUUUACAAGCUAUUUUUUGUAUCAAUCAAUCAAACUUUAUUUAUAUAGCGCCUUUCAUACAUCAAAAAUGCAACCCCAAAGUGCUUUACAAACUAAAAAUAUACAAAAAAAAACUGCAAAUAUUUAAAACCCGCCCCUCCCACACCCACAUAACAGAACAGGGGAGGACAGGAGCGGGAGAACUGUGGGUCGCCACACGAGCAGCACCCCGUUUACUUAGAUGAAAAAAGGAGAACAAGAGGGAGGAAGAGGGAAAAAAAAGCAACUCCCAAACUAGGCUCCUGUAGGGGGGCACAGUGUGGGAAUAGCACAGUGUAGUCACAGCACAGACACUGGGGGGCGCGCACGCAGCCACAUUUGGGCGCAUCGCAUCACCCUCCCAUGCUACAUUGCGACGAAGGGAGGGAGCCAACAAGGCGCUGAGUUGGAGGGGGUGUGCGUGUUAUAUGUGUCUUCAUGUGUGUGUAUGUGUAAGUCCAUGUACUUCAUCUCCACUCUGUCCCAACCCAUUGUCUCUGCCAUCUGAUAACUGAUGACGAAGACACAGCCGUUGCCGUGGAGAUGACCUCGGAGAGUUCUGAUCCAGAAACAAAGUUCACAGGAGGAGGGGGUGGUGCAGGUGUCUGCAUAACAUCCAAGAGAGUGGAGAGGUUCAUCACCUCAUCAUGUCGGUCCCUUGCAGAACUCAGACUGAUGCCAGGGUUGCUUUUCAAUCAUGUAAAAGUUCUGAUCCAAAAGAUCGAGUUGAGUUCUACGACAACUGGGUAGAAAACUAUGAAAAGGAUCACAGCCUGAUGAGCUACAGAUCACCACACCUGGCAGUAGACUUCCUGUCUGAAAACUUCUCUGGGAGUCCUGAAGAAGCUCGGGUUCUGGACGUCGCCUGUGGGACCGGAUGGGUCGCUAAACUGAUGGCUGAACUGGGCUUCAGGCACUUUAUGGGAGUGGACGGCAGUAAAGGCAUGCUGGAACAAGCUGCAAAGACUGGCCUCUAUCAGGACCUCAAACUGGCCCUACUGGGACCAGAACCACUGCCUGCACCGACUGAUACGUUUGAUGUGGUGAUCGUCACCGGUGGUAUGGAUGCUGGUUUCAUACCGGUCAGUGCUGUCAGGGAGUUCUGCGAUGCUGCCAAACCAGGAGGUUUUGUCUGCAUUUCGAGAGGUGACCACACAGCAACACCAUCAAUUGAAUUCAGGAAGGAACUGGAGAGAGAGCUGCAGCUGAUGGAGGACGAGGGACUGUGGAGUCCAGUAGGAGUCAAAGAGACGGACAAAUACAUGGAAAACCCACAUCUGGAUGCUGAGAGAGUCAAGGACCUGCAGCAGGAGGAGCGAUACAUUAGCGGGAGAGUUUAUCUCUACAAGAAAUCCAUCCAUUAAAAUCAGAAGUUAUGGCAACAUUAAACAGAAAAUAAAGGGGCAUCUUACAGCUGAGUUAAAAUAAAUGUGGGUUAUACAUAAUGCAGAGCAACCCAAUGUAAAGUAAGUCAGAAAUAAACAUUUUUCAACAAA
Messenger RNA from Epinephelus fuscoguttatus (brown-marbled grouper), 2282 nucleotides. Its product is annotated as methyltransferase-like protein 27. Bases 1434 to 2150 code for a protein of 238 amino acids. The transcript has 6 exons. NCBI's taxonomy places the organism in Eukaryota, Metazoa, Chordata, Actinopteri, Perciformes, Serranidae. The record is from RefSeq and is a predicted model, not a curated record.